Molecule: messenger RNA, 2085 nt
Organism: Betta splendens (Siamese fighting fish)
Lineage: Eukaryota; Metazoa; Chordata; Actinopteri; Anabantiformes; Osphronemidae
Exons: 8
Coding region: 136-1113 (325 amino acids)
Source: RefSeq, a predicted model, not a curated record
UAAUAUACAACAGUUGGAGCGGCGAAACCAAGCGGAUAUAAUAUGACACGAAGAAAACAGACCACGGAGAAUCAUUUUAUCUGCAAACAAAAUCUGACCAUGUUUAGGCUCGCAGAGAACGCUUAGCUGCGUGUGAUGGCCGCCACUGUGUCCCCUUUGCGUUGUCACGCACGUCCGUGCAGGUGCGUCAAAACCAUGAGCAAUGGAGCGCCACUUGCCCCCGAGGAUCUGGGAGCUCUGGACACGGUUCAGACGGUGGAGCCGCGGAGGCAGGGGGAAGUUGCUGUGCACGGUCGUCCACCUAGGCGUUGGAGGACUCGCUUUGAGCGAGCCACUUCCCACGUUCUGGAAGUUGGCCCCCCCACCUCUGGCAUUGAGGUACCCCGCUUUGACCUGCCUUCUUACACACAACUUCCUCUUUACACUGAUCUCUUUCCUCCUCAUUCUCCUCCACGCUUUCCUGUUCCUUCUGCUAUUCCUUCCACACCUCCUCCUCCCUAUUCUCCUCCACGCUCUCCUGUUCCUUCUUCUGUUCCUUCCACACCCCCUCCUCCCUAUUCUCCUGUUCCCUCUUGCUCUUUUGCUGCUCCUCAUUCUCCUCCACGCUCUCCCUUUCCUUCUUCUGUUCCUUCCACACCCCCUCCUCCCUAUUCUCCUGUUCCUUCUUGCUCUUUUGCUGCUCCUCAUUCUCCUCCACGCUCUCCUGUUCGUCCUUCUUCUGUUCCUUCCACGCCCCCUCCUCCUUAUUCUCCUGUUCCUUCUUGCUCUACGGCUCCUCCUCUUUCUCCUCCAUGCUCUUUUGCUCCUUCUUCUUCUAUUCCACCUUCACCCCCUGCUCCUUCCCCUCUGGUUCCACUUAUUGUGGCUCCUUCUGAGCUGCCCUGUGUUCCCGAUGCUGGCCUUUCCCUGUCUCCUGUUAUUCAGGACUCAGGCUCCACAGUGGAAGGGACCAGCGAGGACUUAGCGGUUGGGGAAACCAACGAGGCUCCUAGCAGCAGCAGCAGCAGCAGCAGCAGCAGCAGCACACCUGGUAGAGGUAGGGAGGACAGUGAUGAGGAGGGGGCUGCUCCCAAAAGACCAUGUUUUACUGUGAGACACUGUGUCACACAGUAAACUUGGUCUUUGCCUUUGUUGGAUGGCAGCAGCCACCUCUUUGUUCACGGAUAACUGGCCUCUGUUUUUGACAGGACCAGUUUAUCCUACUGUCUUCUUUUUUUUUUCUUGAUUUCUUUCUUCAUAAUUUUAAAUAUUCAUCCAAACCCUGAGAACUAGCCUUUGCAUCUGGCUGGGCAGUUCUUGUCCCAGGUAGCGUCUGGCACUGGGACCUUUCUUUCUUUCCUGGAUGAAUACAGGUUUGAAUGUUAAUAUUUACCCUGAGAACUAGCCUUUGCGUCUGGCUGGGCAGUUCUUGUCGCAGGUUGCGUCUGGCACUGGGGCCUGCGUUUACAGUUCAGCAUGGUGGUGGGAUGGACUUUUCUUUCACCCUGGAGGCUGAGUUCAGCGCCUGGCAGGGCCGUCGACCCCACCCCAUGCAAGUUGCUCUAGCGUCUGGCAGGCUCCUCAGUGGCAGAGGAGGAUGGACUGCAGUGUCAUGUGCUUUGGAGGGGACACAUGGUUGUCUGCUGUUCUAAUCAUGCUCCACACCACAGGGAGCAGUGCCACUGAUACUGAUGUACUGACCAGUGUGUCUGUCAGUCCAGCAGACAAAGUUUCAUAAGGAGAAGGCGCUGAGGGCACGAGGAGAAGGAGAAGGUGACACCAGGCAAUGGUGCAGCUGUGGAGGAUGGACACAACAGACACCAUAGGACCACCUGGAGAGAAGUUGUCACCUGUGUCUAUGGAGGCUCAAUGCUCAUCCUUCGGCUCUUUGCUCCCUCCAGCCUCCGGUCCCGACAGAGGGGAGCCUCCCAGUCCCAACCACAUAGAGGAAGUGUCUUUAUCACUGCUCCCUCUGUGCUGCUGGGUUUGGGAGACUUUUCACAUAAUCAGUGGUGUUGGCCUCCAUCUGUAAACUGAAGACAUUCAGGACAAGUCAUUUUCAUAAAUCAUUUGAAACAAAUUGUAAUAAAUACGUUUCAUGUUAAA